CAGCCAGGGGACCAGAUGUGCCUGCAGGCAGGCUCCAGAGCCCCUGUGCAGCCUUCUCUGCUCCCAGCCCCCGUGGCCCCCCGGCAGCCAGCGCCAGGACGUCCAUCCCGCCAGGGUCCCAGGAGGAGCUACACACAGGAGAUUGGCGAGGAGCUGGUCAACGGGGUCAUCUACUCCGUCUCUCUGCGAAAGGUGCAGGCACACCACGGCACCAACAAGGGUCAGCGCUGGCUCGGGUGUGAAAACGAGUCAGCUUUGAACGUGUACGAGACCUGCAAGGUGCGGACGGUGAAAGCUGGCACGCUGGAGAAGCUGGUGGAGCACCUGGUGCCCGCCUUCCAGGACAGCGACCUCUCCUACGUCACCGUCUUCCUGUGCACCUACCGAGCCUUCACCACCACCCAGCAGGUGCUGGACCUGCUGUUCAAGAGCAGGUACGGUAGAUGUGAUGACCUCAUGGCCUUCUCUAGAUACAACUACAUCCUUCCUUAUUCUGAUGAAGACGGUGGACCCCAGGACCAACUAAAAAAUGCCAUCUCCUCCAUCCUGGGUACCUGGCUGGAUCAGUACUCAGAGGACUUCUGUCAGCCCCCAGACUUUCUCUGCCUCAAGCAGCUGGUGGCGUAUGUGCAGCUCAACAUGCCCGGUUCUGACCUCGAGCGCCGCGCCCACCUUCUGCUGGCCCAGCUGGAGCAUGCAGAGCUCCCAGAGCCCGAGCCCGAGGCUCUGUUGCCAGUUUUAAAACCAGCUCCAGAAUUAGAGCCAGCUCCAGCACCAACUCUAGUGCCAGCUCCAGAGCUAAAGCCGGCUCCAGCACCAGCUCCAGCACCAGCUCUGGACCUAGAGCCAGCUCUAGCACCAGAAUCAGACCCAGAGCUAGAGCCAGCUCCAACACCGGCUCCAGAACCAGAGCUCGAGCUGGCUUCAGCACCAGCUCCAACACCGGCUCCAGAACCAGAGCUAGAGCUGGUUCCACCACCAGCUCCAACACCGGCUCCAGAACCAGAGCUAGAGCUGGUUCCACCACCAGCUCCAGAACCAGAGCUAGAGCUGGUUCCAGUACCAGCUCCAAUUUCAGCUCCAGACCCAGAGCUAGAGUUGGUUCCACCACCAGCUCCAGAACCAGAGCUAGAGCUGGUUCCAGUACCAGCUCCAAUUUCAGCUCCAGACCCAGAGCUAGAGUUGGUUCCACCACCAGCUCCAGAACCAGAGCUCGAGCUGGCUCCAGUACCAGCUCCAACACCGGCUCCAGAACCAGAGCUCGGGCUGGCUCCAGCACCAGCUCCAGAACCAGAGCCGGCUCUAUCACAGACUCUAGAGCUAGAGGCAGCUCCAGGACCCGGGCCUCCCUGGCCUUCACCUGUGGCUGCAGAAAACGGUCUGAAUGAGAAGCCCCAUCUCUUGGCCUUCCCUCCAGACCUGGUGGCAGAGCAGUUCACGCUGAUGGAUGCAGAGCUGUUCAAGAAGGUAGUGCCCUACCACUGCCUGGGCUCCAUCUGGUCCCAGCGGGACAAGAAGGGCAAGGAACACCUGGCUCCCACUGUCCGUGCCACCGUCACCCAGUUCAACAGUGUGGCCAACUGCGUCAUCACCACCUGCCUGGGGGACCGGACUGUGACGGCCCGGGACAGGGCCAGGGUGGUGGAGCACUGGAUCGAGGUGGCCCGGGAGUGCCGUAUCCUCAAGAACUUUUCGUCGCUCUACGCCAUCCUGUCAGCUCUGCAGAGCAACUCUAUCCACAGGCUGAAGAAGACGUGGGAAGAAGUUUCCAGGGACAGCUUUCGAACCUUUCAGAAGCUGUCAGAGAUUUUCUCAGACGAGAACAACUACUCACUGAGCAGGGAGCUGCUCAUCAAGGAGGGCACCUCCAAGUUUGCCACCCUGGAGAUGAACCCCAAGAGAGCCCAGAAGCGGCCGAAGGAGACGGGUGUCAUCCAGGGCACCGUUCCCUACCUGGGUACGUUCCUCACAGACCUGGUGAUGCUGGACACUGCAAUGAAGGACUAUCUGUAUGGGACACUGAUCAACUUCGAGAAGCGGAGGAAGGAAUUCGAAGUGAUCGCCCAGAUCAAGCUGCUCCAGUCGGCCUGCAACAACUACAGCAUCACAGCCGAGGAGCACUUUGGGGCCUGGUUCCGGGCCAUGGAGCGACUCAGCGAGACAGAGAGCUACAACCUGUCUUGUGAGCUGGAGCCCCCCUCUGAGUUGGCCAGCAACACGCUGAAGGCCAAGAAGAAUGCGGCCAUUGUCAAACGCUGGAGCGACCGCCAGGCCCCCAGCACGGAGCUCAGCACCAGCGUCAGCUCCCACUCCAAGUCCUGUGACCAGCUCAGGUGCAGCCCCUACCUCAGCAGCGGGGACGUCACCGACUCGCUCAGCGUCCAUUCGGCCGGCUCCUCAAGCUCCGACGUGGAGGAGAGCAGCGUGAGCUUUGUCUCUGAGUCCCCCGAUGGCCAGGAGAAGAAGUUCUGGGAGUCGGCCUCCCAUUCAUCCCCGGAGACCUCGGGCAUCAGCUCGACCUCCAGCAGCGCCUCGUCCUCCUCAGCCUCCACCACGCCCGUGGCUGCCACGCGCACCCACAAGCGCUCCGUCUCAGGGGUCUGCAGCCACAGCUCCUCGCUGCCCCUCUACAACCAGCAGGUGGGCGACUGCUGCAUCAUCCGCGUCAGCCUGGACGUGGACAACGGCAACAUGUACAAAAGCAUCCUGGUGACCAGCCAGGAUAAGGCCCCAGCCGUCAUCCGCAAGGCCAUGGACAAGCACAACCUGGGCGAGGACGAGGCGGAGGGAUACGAGCUGGUGCAGGUCAUCUCUGACGACCGCAAGCUGAAGAUCCCGGACAACGCCAAUGUGUUCUACGCCAUGAACUCUACUGCCAACUAUGACUUUGUCCUGAAGAAACGGUCCUUCACAAAGGGGGCAAAGGUCAGGCAUGGUGCCAGCUCGACUCUUCCUCGCAUGAAGCAGAAGGGGCUCAGGAUUGCCAAGGGCAUCUUCUGACUCGUCCCGGUGCUGGCCCGCCACAGGACCACUGUCUCAGGGGCCGGCUGGCUGGGGCACAGAGCGCUUCCAGACUCCGUGAGCUGGAAGCACCUAAGGCAGCAAGGGGUCCACGGGAGGCCACGUCAGCCUGUGGAACUGCAGGCGUCAAUCCCGGCAGCGGGAGAGGGUUCAGGGUGAAGGCCAGCUCAGGCCACCCGCAGACUCACUUCACCCUGAACCCUCUCCCGCUGCCGGGAUUCAGGCCUGCAGUUCGACAGGCUGACCUGGCCUCCCGUGGACCCCUCGCCGCCUUAGGUGCCUUUUGCUCUCCGGAACCCUUGACUUUGGCCAAGGAGCGCUGGCAGUGGGCAUGGAGCCCUACACGCCGCCGGGCAGUGCCCUCUGUGCGCCUCCCCUCACACCUGCUCAGGUGUGGGGCACUGCCACCUGUGCCCGUGGGCACCCCAGGGCACCCACUCCUCCACCGGGUCUGACCACUGCAAUUCUCUCCUCGCGCCCACGGGCAUCGGCCCACGCCCUUCUCGGGUCCCGGCCCCUCUUUUCCACCACGUAGCCUUUCCUGGGCCGCACCAAAGACCCCGCCAUUGGGGCCAGCAGAGUGAGGGAGUCUCACUCGCCCCCGCCCAGCCCUCCCCUGGGAGGGGAGCGGGAACCCUCUUCACAGAUCACACUCUUCACCCAGUGAAUGAGGGCGGUCUCAGCCGAGUCCCGUUGGCACUGAAUCGCAUGACGCGGCGGGCGCCGCUUGCCACUGCACCCUGGGCUUCGUGAGACCACACGAGACGGGGGAUCGUGGGCAAGGAGGAUUCGGGGGAAGGGGAGGGGCGAGGACUAUUUGUAUAAAAGGCAAAAACAAAACAAAAAAGUUUACCAGUUGGGGAGGGGCAAUAUUUAUUUGUUGUAAAUAGCAAAUGCUAGACUUGAAUAUUCUAUUAAAAUUCAGUUUCUACUAUA
Molecule: messenger RNA, 3957 nt
Organism: Suricata suricatta (meerkat)
Lineage: Eukaryota; Metazoa; Chordata; Mammalia; Carnivora; Herpestidae
Gene: RALGDS
Product: ral guanine nucleotide dissociation stimulator
Exons: 18
Coding region: 16-3000 (994 amino acids)
Biological process (GO): positive regulation of GTPase activity; Ras protein signal transduction
Cellular component (GO): plasma membrane
Molecular function (GO): guanyl-nucleotide exchange factor activity
Source: RefSeq, a predicted model, not a curated record